Molecule: messenger RNA, 2039 nt
Organism: Mixia osmundae IAM 14324
Lineage: Eukaryota; Fungi; Basidiomycota; Mixiomycetes; Mixiales; Mixiaceae
Exons: 4
Coding region: 270-1643 (457 amino acids)
Cellular component (GO): cell division site; growing cell tip; plasma membrane
Source: RefSeq, a predicted model, not a curated record
AUCUCACUUGCGUACCGACCUGAAUCCGACGCACAGCCUCAUUCGAAGCACGGCGCACCUCCGUCGCCACUCGUGCGGCACGCUCAAAUUGCUUCACGCUGCAGUACAAGACGGGUGUCACGCUUCGAUCUGCGCCAAAAAGUGCGCAAAGGCUCGUCGUGACAGAGCGCGACAAGUGCGCAACGGCGUCAAUCGGAUUUCACGCAGUCAGACGACCAUCCCACGACUGGCACAGGGCGUCAUCUCGAUCUAGCUAGUGCUCCGGCAUCAUGUCCUGCAUUAGACCUGCCACACCAGGCACGAUCUGCGUGCUGGGAGCAACCAUACUAUUGGUACUCUGCUCCAUCAGCGUACCUGUGAACCAGAAGUUCUACUUUCUCUCUGCCGAUAUCAAUGCGACAAUCUCUGGUCUCUCUGUCGACGGACUCGUGAGGCUCGGCGUUUGGGGUCACUGCGCAGAUGUAGCUGGCGAGAACAAGUGCACGCCCGCCACACUGGGCUACAACUUUGAUGCAAACGCAUUGCUUGGCAUCUCGCGCAGCUUAGUCAAUCUGCCGUCGGCAAGUAUCAAGCCAUUCACCUAUGUCCUCAUUCUCCAUCCUAUCGCUGCCGGCCUCGCCGGUCUGACCUUCAUCUUUGGUCUCCUAGCUCACAUCCGUGAAUUCGCCAUCGUACGUUUCACGACCUGCCUUGCCUCACUCGCAACGACGGUCUCUCUCCUCGCGUUCAUAUUCGACAUCAUCGCCUUCUCGAUUGCCAAGUCGCGUAUCAACGCAAGUGCGACAGCGGAUGCGUCACCUAAUGCGACGCUAGGCAACGCAGUCUGGAUGACGCUGGCUGGUUUUGUCUUGCUCCUGCUAUCUGGCUGCUUGCUAGGAGUCGGCCAGUGCUGCUUCAGAAGUCGACCAUCGCACGAGGAAAGGGAUCGAAUGAAGCCCCUACCCGACCCCGCCUACCGGAGGGACGCAGAGAAGGCCCGUUACCCUCGCGAGACAGGCCUGCCCGUCUUUGCAGCAGGCGAGGUAGUACCCCUCAAUUCUCUAGACCAUACCGAUGCGCGUAACAAGUCACAUCCCGAGCGGAUAGAUGGCGUAGGCUAUGGCGAAGCGAGAUACGAGGAUGCCUAUCCCAACACGUAUGCCGGCAUAGGCACACCAAGGCGGCAUGACUCUGAUCUGACGCAUAGCUCGUCGCUCCCUACACAUGGCCGAUCGCCCUACGAGCCAGAAGCGCCGGUGCAAGGGUAUGAGAGCUAUGCUGCUCGAGCGACAAGGGCGGAUGAGAAUCCAUUCGAUCCUCCCGCCCAUCAGACACAGGGGUCUUAUUACCCUGACGAAGCGUACCUCUCGCCAACAGCGCAGAGAUCAGGUUAUGGAUCUCCUGUCGACCCAAGACAGCCUUAUUCACACGAGACCUAUCCGCCACAAUCUCACCCGCAAGAGGCAGCAUAUGGCGGGCAAGAAGAUCCGUACGAGCAGCCUGCAUCUUAUCGUCACGGGCAGGCAAGCUACGGACACGCGCAAGGGUACAAUUAUGGCCAGUCGGAUCCGUACGAAGCGCAAUAUGGACAACCGGCAUACGAACAGCCUCAGUACGGUUCUUCGACGGGCCACGCAGCACCGCAUGCAUACAGCAGGUAUUGAGAAUCGCCGAGACGAUGACCGACGUCGAAGCAAAAACUGUGCAGAGCCAUAUCGUGUUGUACCCUUGCUGUUGCUUAUCUGUACAUCUCUUGCUUCCUGGGCUCAGGCGUGCCUAUAGUUCUUGAAGCCGCCCCAGUUGAGGAUGACAAAGACGAGACCGACGGGGACGAGCAGGGGAACAAGGUACUUGUAGUGCUCGUCCAGGCCGACAGCAUCAAAGAUCGGGUUGCCUGUGUUCGUGUUUGACGAACUGAACAGCACAGCAUACAGGCCGAGUACGAAUGACAAGCCCGAGCCAGCAAUAAAGGCAUAACCCGUCAGGAUCAUCGAAGUGCCUGAAGGAUCAGCAUCUUGUUGUGGCCGACGCGAGAUGCGAGGCGAGGGCGACCAUGAAGA